Saccostrea echinata is the source of this 4903-nucleotide messenger RNA. RefSeq names its product E3 ubiquitin-protein ligase SMURF2-like. Gene Ontology annotation, molecular function: ubiquitin protein ligase activity; protein binding. The record is from RefSeq and is a predicted model, not a curated record. NCBI's taxonomy places the organism in Eukaryota, Metazoa, Mollusca, Bivalvia, Ostreida, Ostreidae. The transcript has 18 exons. The coding region runs from base 122 to 2428 and encodes 768 amino acids. Gene Ontology annotation, biological process: ubiquitin-dependent protein catabolic process; negative regulation of BMP signaling pathway.
ACGGUAGCCAGUAACCGGAAGUUGUCUAGUUUAGCUCAUUUGCAUGAGAGACAAGAAGACAACAACGGGAAAUGAGAGACAGACUAUGACAAAGGAAUGAAUAUGAAUUCCACAAAAAGAUAUGGCUAGUAACGAGCCUAGACGACAUGUCCAAAAGAUCAGAUUAACAGUGCUAUGUGCAAAGAAUUUGGCGAAGAAAGACUUUUUCCGUCUUCCUGAUCCAUUUUCCAAGAUAAGUGUAGAUGGAUCUGGACAAUGCCAUUCAACAGAUACCUGUAAAAACUCAUUGGAUCCAAAAUGGAACCAACAUUAUGACUUAUAUGUCGGUCCAAAAGACUCCAUAACAAUCAGUGUAUGGAACCACAAAAAAAUCCACAAAAAGCAGGGGGCAGGUUUCUUGGGGUGUGUCCAAAUAAAAUCUAAUGCAAUCCAGCAGCUGAAAGAUACAGGAUUUCAGAGGUUGGACCUCCAGAGAAACAGUGCCGAUGAUAGCGACAAUGUUAGGGGACAGAUUGUCAUCAGUCUCAUUUCGCGGGAUCGAGGAGGUUCAGGAUCAGGGCCUGUAAAUACUGAUGCCCCUGCUCUGAUCCCACAGGAUCCCAAUGAACUCCCAGAAGGGUGGGAGGAACGACAGACGGCUAGUGGAAGGGUUCACUAUGUAAACCACAUUACCAGGACUACACAGUGGGAGAGGCCCACAAGGCCUGCUACAGAGUCUGUCAGGACGAGUAACUCCAGUAACAGCCUACAGAGCGUAAAUCCUCCCAGUAGUCGGCCCAAUAAUCGGGCCGUUCCCAACAACAACAAUAACAAUAGUAUCAAUAAUAAUGAGGACAAUGACUGUUCCAGUAACCCACCGUUACCAAGGAGACGAUCCACCAGACAUCGGAACUAUCUCAAUCGGUCUCAACUUCACAAUGCAAUAGAGUUACCAGAUGGUUAUGAACAAAGAACCACUCAACAAGGACAAGUGUACUUUUUACACACCAGAACUGGUGUGAGUACGUGGCAUGAUCCCAGAGUCCCAAGGGAUCUGUCCGGAUCAGAAAUCCAGGAUGAGGAGUUAGGGAAUCUGCCGGUGGGAUGGGAAGUCCGUCACACUGGGAGUGGGAGGGUCUACUUUGUGGACCACAAUAACAGAACCACCCAGUUUACAGACCCCAGACUCUCUGCAAAUAUUCGCAGGCUUCAGACUCGAACGAUAGAGGAGAGUGCACCGCCUGUCACUUCAAGAAGAAUCAUUGACAAAGAAAAUGAUUCUCCAGUCCCAAAGUACAAAAGAGAUUUGGUGCAGAAGCUUAAGAUCCUCAAACUCGAGUUACAGAACCUCCAACCCCAAGGGGGGCAUUGCAGAAUGGAGGUAUCAAGGGAGGAAAUAUUUGAGGAUUCCUACAGAACUGUGAUGAAGUUACGAGCCAAAGACCUCAGAAAGAGACUAAUGGUGAAAUUCAAAAGAGAAGAGGGACUGGAUUAUGGAGGGGUGGCCAGAGAGUGGCUGUACCUGUUGUCCCACGAGAUGCUGAAUCCUUACUACGGUCUCUUCCAGUAUGCUAGAGAUGAUAUUUAUACACUGCAGAUUAAUGCAGACUCAGGAGUUAAUCCUGAACACUUGUCCUAUUUCCACUUUGUGGGCCGAAUCAUUGGUAUAGCAAUAUUCCAUGGUCAUUAUUUGGACGGGGGUUUCACUUUGCCAUUCUACAAACAGCUACUUGCCAAACCUGUGACUCUGAAUGAUCUAGAGAAUGUGGACCCAGAACUCCAUAGGAGUCUGGUCUGGUUACUAGAGAACAACAUUGAGGCAGUGCUAGAUCACACAUUUUCAGUGGAACACAAUUCUUUCGGUAAGGUCCAGGAAUAUGAACUGAAGCCAGGUGGAAGACAUGUGGAGGUUACAGAAGAAAACAAAUCAGAAUAUGUCAAAUUGUAUGUACAGUGGAGAUUUAUGAGGGGAAUUGAAGCUCAAUUUUUAGCCUUACAGAAAGGUUUUAAUGAAAUAAUUCCUCAACAUUUAUUAAAGCCUUUUGAUGAGAGGGAACUGGAGUUAAUGAUUGGUGGACUUGGAAAGAUUGAUUUGAAUGAUUGGAAAGCUCACACAAGGUUAAAACACUGCACAGCAGAGAGCAAUAUUGUCAAAUGGUUCUGGCGAUCUGUGGAGGAGUUUGAUGAUGAGAUGCGGGCCAGGUUGCUUCAGUUCGUGACAGGAAGUUCUCGUGUUCCAUUACAAGGCUUUAAAGCCUUACAAGGUUCAACUGGAAAUGCAGGUCCAAGACUGUUCACUAUUCAUCAAGUGGAUGCCAACACUGACAAUCUUCCAAAGGCACACACAUGUUUCAACAGAAUAGACAUACCACCAUAUGAGAAUUAUGAGAAACUGUACUCUAAGUUAUCCUGUGCAGUGGAGGAGACUUGUGGUUUCGCUGUGGAGUGAUAGAAACUGUGUGACCUUUCACUGACCUUCAGGUGGAGUGAUAGAAACUGUAUUACCUUUAGCUGACCUUCAGUUGGAUCAAUAUCUGGUGCUGCAUUAUGCGUUGUGAUGGAUCAAACUGACUCAAGUUCAUAGUGUUUUUUUUUAGUUCAGUAUAUGUCGAGUUGAUGUAUUCCUGGUAAUCUGUUAUAUUUAAUCAAAUUUAUAUUUUUGUUUAGUUUUGUAUGUGUGAAGAUAAUUAUGAUCUCCCAUAGACUUGUUUAUAUACAAAUCAAAUACUAAGAGACAUGUCACCAGUAUUUCAGUUCAGUAUCUAAUUUUGUAUGAAAAUGAUAUAAAUGCACAUUUUUUUCUACUUGGGGGCCAUUGCAGUAUGAUAUGUACCAGAUAUGAUGGGUUGAUUGAACACAUAUAGCUUUCUUUUGAACAUGGUUGUCCAUAAAAAAGGCCAGGAAUCUAAUUCAUUCAUUGAAUUCAUGCUAGUCAGACCAUAUUCUUUCCAGAAUCAAUUUACCAAAUGUCCCAGAAAUUAUAUAUGUAAAGUAUACAACUUCAAUUUGAUUAUAUGUGUAUAUACUUCAUCAUUUUCAGUUUGUACAGUGUUCAUAAUAUUAUGCACACAUUUCUGAUUUUACUCAUUGAGAAUAUUUUGCAUGUACAGAACUUCCUAAGAGUUUUAUUGCCACCUCUAGAAAUUGUAUCAUACAAGUGACUCCGUUUUCUGACAGCAAAAAUGAAAGAAAAAAAAAUCAUGGUAAAUUUGUAAGUUGUACAGUUUUAUUUUGAUAGUGUAUGCUAGUGAUUCUGUGUAAAUGAAUCUUACAAGAUUUUAUAUUGUGAUUGAAAAGCCCUACAUGACAUAAUUUUAAGAAUUUUAUUAUUCUUUAAUUUUGCAUGCUUAAAAAAAAAAGAAAUUGUUUUAGAAUGCAGUCAGCAGGUUGUGAAAAAAAGUGUCAAUAAAUGUCUCAUGGAAACCGAUUGGUAAUUUGAUCAGGUUUUUAAUAAUUAAAAAAAAAGAAGGAACUUCUGUCUGCAAACAAAUUAGUUUACAUAGCAACUCUGAUGUGGUUGUGAAUCUGUCAUUUCUUACAUGUUUUAGAGCAGAUAUUAAAAUCAGGAAGUUUUUUUUAAAGAAAAGAUUAUUGAUAAAAACACUUUCAGGGAAUUUUUAUUUGCAAAAUGGAAACAAAGAUUGGGCAAGCAAUUUCUUUAAAGGGAGGGGGGCUGAUAUGCUAGAUACCGUCCAAAGUUAUUGAUGUAAAAUUUGAACUUUUUUUUAUUUUAAAAUUCAUCUCCACAAUUUUUGAAAUUAAACUGUGAUAGAGAAACUCCUAUUUGAAGAGAAAUUUUCCAGAAAACACAUGUAACUGCCAUAUUUUCAUGUUUCACUUCAAGUGUUUUGAGGGAUAAUAGCAAGAUAUUUUAAGUCACAGGAACAAUUUUUCUAACAAACAUUUUAUACAUCAGUGCUACUAUUUUUAAUUUAUGAACAUAGUUAUGUGGCAAAUUUUAUAAUGGAACAUUUGAACAAAGGAAAAGUUUUUAACCAGUUUUCCAAGUAACUGCUUAAAUUAAUAUUUUUAGUUGAAUGCCUAUUGAUGUAUUCUUUGUAAAAAUAUAUGAUGUAAAAUUAUGAUAAUUAUUACUAAAAUUUUUAAAUUGUCACCCAGUGCAUGUGCUUGAUGCACAGUUUGAUAUAUAUAAAUAUAUACUUAACUGCAUUUUUAAUUUAAUUUGACAUAUAUUUACUUAGUUGUGACUAAAACUAACCUUAGCUAGCUCUCUCACAUAUGUAGAGAGCAACAAGAACAAGCAAUUUUCAUUGUCAACAAAUAUAGUGGUUGUGAUUGUACAAGAUAGUUAUUUUUCAGUUUAUCAAAACAUAUUUUUAGAAAAUCUUGGAGCACCUCUUUGGUAAUCUGGACUAUUGUUUGUCCUGUGGAGCAAAUGGAAUUUUUAUAGAAAAAUUAGUUGUUGAUUGUAUUCAAAUGGCAUAUUCCUAGAAGUUCCUCAUUAUUUACAAUUUUCCUGGUGAAAAUCAUAACAAAUUAAAAAUAUUUCAGCGAACAGUUUUAUUAUUAACAUUAAUACAUGUAACAUUACUUGUACACAUUUUUAUGCAUUUUUCAUUGUUACAAUGAAAUAUGUCAUAUAUUUUUAAUGAAAGAAUGAGUGAUAAAUGUUGUUUACUUCUGGCAUUCACAUAUUAUUCAAUGUCUUCUUCCUCUGUGAAUUUUUAUUCUUAUUUAUUCUUGUAUUGUGAUGGUCACAUUUUCCUCCAAUUUGCUGUCAUUGUUGAUGAUGUUGACUCUGUGUGUUAAAUCAACAUGUGCCUUCAUCAACAGGUUUGUUGAAUGUGGUUAUGUCUGAGUAAUGUUGGCAGCACAAACUGAUUUUUUUCUGUCAUUAACAGAACAUGUACUAAUAGUAGUAUUCCUCAACAGUUGUAUAAAAAUAAAUCUUUUCAACAACAAA